Baudoinia panamericana UAMH 10762 is the source of this 1224-nucleotide messenger RNA. RefSeq lists its product as uncharacterized. Gene Ontology annotation, molecular function: G protein-coupled receptor activity. Gene Ontology annotation, biological process: G protein-coupled receptor signaling pathway; cell surface receptor signaling pathway. The annotation marks the transcript as partial. Gene Ontology annotation, cellular component: membrane. NCBI's taxonomy places the organism in Eukaryota, Fungi, Ascomycota, Dothideomycetes, Mycosphaerellales, Teratosphaeriaceae. The transcript is spliced from 2 exons. The record is from RefSeq and is a predicted model, not a curated record.
AUGGCGAACGAGACAUUCCUUCGAGGCAACUGUAUUGCACCCUUCUACGAUGCUUCAAGGUUCCCGUCAGACGAGGUCACUCGCGGACGGCUUUGUGCACCAAUUGGGGGCCUCCCCGGAACGCCUACUUGCUGUCUGCCAUGUCCGGCGACGGAUUGGUCAUAUUCCGACAGCUUCAAAACAUACGACCGAAUAGCAUCCUGGCUCAAUGUCGCUGGACUGGUCUUGAUGGUGUUCAUGCUGGUGUCAUACGUGGUGUUGCCGGCACAGAAGACUCGAAGCCAUUACCUUUCGGUGUGCUUGGUUGUAUCCUGCAUGAUGCUAUCGAUAGGCUUCAUCAUUCCAUUAGCGGCAAAACCGGAUCAAUGCUUUAACGAAAUCACUCCGCACGACAUGUACUCAUCCGGAGAAUGCGCCUGGAGCGGAGCUUUCCUUCUCGCAGGCGGGCUUUCAGCGACGUUGUGGAUCUUCAUCAGAGCGCUGUCGAUGAACCUACAAAUCUGUUGGGAUAUCGUACCUGGUCGGAGAUUCUUCUACCUUUCGCAGGCGAUAGGCUGGGGUAUUCCAGCGGCGCUAUUCGCCGCAUCCAUGAGCAUUACGGGUGUCAGCUUCCGCUUUGGCACCGCUUGCCACAUCAACCAUGAAACUUCAAUGCAGGAUUUUUGGGGGCCGUUGCUAGGAUUUGCUGGCGCUGCAGGCGUGCUACAGCUCUUUACCUUCGCCUACUGUGUCAAGGUGUACCUGCAGAGUCUCUGGACCGACCAGUCGUCAACAGCGGGCUCUGAUGAUACAGGCCUACCGUCAUACACAAGCAGUGUACGUGCGCAGACAGCGAGCGCAGUCUUUCGUCGCUUGAAGAAAGUCUUGUGGCUGCAAUGGCGCGGCAUCACCAUUGUCAGCAUUAUCCUGGUCGACGUGGUCUUCUUUGCGAUUGUUUUCGUCUAUCUGGACGACCUGCAGGCAUCGGUUCUGACCGACUGGCACAAAGUGGAGCCUUGGCUGGAAUGCCUCGCUUUCCACCCGAACGACAAGGACGAGUGUCUCAGCCUCGUCAACAACUUCGUCGUGACCGAGUCGACCGUAGUCGCCGUUCUAUUACUUCUCUCAUUGGCUGGUUUCCAAUGCUUUAUUUUCUUGACUCGACCAGAGAUAUUCCCAGCCUGGGGAGAGUACAUUUACGGCAAAAUCUGGCCACAGAGGCAGGAGUUUGUGAGCUUAGACGCC